Linum trigynum is the source of this 3888-nucleotide messenger RNA. NCBI's taxonomy places the organism in Eukaryota, Viridiplantae, Streptophyta, Magnoliopsida, Malpighiales, Linaceae. The record is from the annotation of a GenBank genome assembly.
UCGUCUCCUCCCUUCUCUCCCUGUCACUCCCGCUCUCGAUCAACCUCCGCCUCGUCGGCUCUGCCUUCCCGGCCGACUCCGACGCCUUCCUCGACGUCUCGCACUCCCCGCCAGGUAUGUAUCAAAUGAGCGAUCCAACUACACGACAGGUAUGUUUAUCUCUGCUACGCCUCUAUUCUUGAAUCCAUAAUGAAAUUAAGGCUUGCUAGCUUUUCUUUGCUAUGAUUUAUUUAACGUCUCGCACUCCACCGCACUCUCCGACGCCAUCAAAUCCGCCAUCGCCUCCACCCCUUCCCCUCUCCGAUCAACUUGGUAUUGACUCUAUUUGCAACCAUCAUCACGGCAUUCAUAGCUCCGCCUGCCGCCGGUUCUGGUAUACCGGAGGUGAAGGCUUACCUCAAUGGUAGUCAUUUUUUUCCGUAGUCAUUUUUUUUAAAUGGUAGUCAUUUCCCCCCGUAGUGGUAGUGUUAUGGUCGUAUUGGUAUUGUUUUUGUCGCAUUGGUAUUAUUUUUGUCGCAUUGGUAUUGAUUUUGUUACAUUGGUAUUGAUUUUGUUACAUUGGUAGUGAUUAAAUCUGCAAUGGUAUUGAUGUUUUCUGAAAUGGUAGUGUUUUUAUUUCUUGAAUGGUAUUGAUGUUUUGUACAAUGAUAGUAUUUUUUAAUGGAUUGGUAUUGAUUUAUUGUUUUGUUGUUGCAGCAACGAAAUCAAGGAAAGAUUGAGAAAAAGAAGGAAGAGAGAUCUGACUGAAAAAUUGUGGAAGUGAGAGAGAGAGAAUUGUAUUUAAUAUAUUUAUGUAAUUUCCUAAAAUGUAAUUUAUUAAAAAAGAUCAUUAAUAAAUUUUUUGUUAUACCCAAUUUGCCCUUAGUAACCACGAUGAUUGUAACCUGUCCCCUUGCUGGUUUCCACGGUGUAAUUAUCUUCUGUUUUGAUCAAUAUAUGAUAUCUUUUGAAAAAAAAAAAAAAACUGACUAACUCCUAUAGCUUUGCUACUAGCAAACUGAGCCGAAACCUUAUUUUCCGACUUCCUUCCGGUGUCGCUAAGGAGUAAGCUCUGUUUUCUCCCAAAUGUCUAUGCCUAGCACGUGCUCGAUGAAAUGCCCCUGAGAAAGCAUUCCACGCCGGCGACCGUCGAUUUUCCUACCGAACCCACAUCUCUGACCUUACACUGGAGCCUAGUCACUCUAUUCAUCCAUGAAUUCCUCAACAAUCCCUGCUAUUCGCUCUCUCCCCACCGGCGCGCUCCCUUCUUCCUUCACCACUCGGACUUUAGGGCAGGAAAUUGUCAGCCAUGAUAAGAGAAGGUGGUGGCUCCGAGAACUGAUCAAGCAGCUGCGCGAAGUGAGGGGUCGAUCUUGGUAUUGAUGGCGUCGAUGAACUUCUCCAUAUCAGCAGCUCGAACCCAGCUCGGAUGGGAUCACAUUAGGUAUCGUUCUCAAACGAAUUUUGUUAUUCCCUAAAGUGUCUGCAGUACUAAAAAGUCCGAGUGGUGAUGAGAAUCGAAGUAUCUGCUGACUUGGAAAACCAGUUCCCUGCAGAAAUUGAUCAUCGGAUUGAUGUGGCCAUGACCCGGAUAUGGCAGAGCGGCAACAUGGCAUGAACUUCGUGUUUCUUCCAUGAUUGCUGGAUAUGGACAUUCAAAUUACAAUGUCAUAUGACCAUGUUGCAGGUUCCAAACGACAGACACAUGAUUGGCAAAAAAAGAAACGAGCACAAAAGUGCGCUUUUUUUUUUUUUUUUUUUUUUUGUGGUGCCGACUUUGUUAAUUGUUUUGCAGAAGAGCCAAAGAUACUGAUUCAACUGCACAACAGGCACAUCACAUGUCCUAAUUCAGAUCAUUUCAAUAAUCUCUCCACCAAGGGAAGAAAGUUCGUGUGUGUGACCUAACAAAUGCACGUAUUUGUAAGGUGAAAAAACGUGGUGGGCUCAUUAUGCUUCCAAAUCCAAACACACAUUUGAACAUGGAGCAGCAGCUUAUUCUGGUAACACUUCUUCUGAUUCCUCUGCUGGUUUCAGCAGCAGAAACUCCUCCUCCCCCAUCACCCUCCGCUGCCUCCGUUAUCAUUAUUGGUGCUGGAUUAUCAGGAAUGGUAGCAGCAAAGAAACUGAGUGACGCAGGUAUCAGGGAGUUGCUGAUCCUUGAAGCCACCCCAAAGAUCGGCGGCAGGCUUCACAAGACUACAUUUGGUGGGUAUGCGAUGGAGAUGGGCGCGGCCUGGUUCUCCGAAGGAGGGCCUCAGCAGAGCCCCUUGGUCGACAUUGCCAAAUCCAUCAAGCUCCGUACUCAUACCACCGAGUUUUGGAACAUUUCGUCCAACACCUACAAACAAGACGGCGGAUUGUACUCGAAAUCAGAAGUCGAAGAAGCAUUCGCAGCAGGCAAGGCCAGGGAACGGUUAUGCGCGAAUCUCUCUGCUGUACUGAAUGCUGUCCCGGAACAUGACCAUGAUAUUUCUGUUCUUGGGGCGUACCACCUUCAUAAAAAGGUCCCAUCGACGCCUCUUGAAAUGGUGGCGGACUACUACAACAACGACUAUAAAGACGGCCAGGCGCCACAGAUGACGAGCACGAAGCACAAGCAUCCGAGGCACGAGCUCGUAGAUCAUGGUACCAACGUCUAUUUCGUUAGUGACCCGAGAGGGUUCGAGAUUAUGGUUCAUCAUAUUGCAGAUCAGUUCUUGGACAAAAGAGAUCCCAGGCUGAAGAUUAAUAAGGUGGCUAGAGAGAUUACAUAUUCUAAGAAAGGAGUGACUGUGAUGACAGAGGACGGGUCGAUUUUCCAGGCUAGAUACGCCAUUGUUUCAGUGAGCCUAGGAGUUCUCCAGAGCAACCUCAUUUCCUUCAAGCCUGAGCUCCCAAUGUGGAAGAGAUUGGCGAUAUCAGAUUUCACAAUGACUGGCUACACCAAGAUAUUCCUCAAGUUCCCUUUCUACUUUUGGCCUACUGACCCCGGAUCCGAGAUCUUCCUCUACGCACAUGAGCAGCGUGGAUACUACCCUAUAUGGAAGCAUCUGGAGAACCAGUACCCUGGAUCCAACAUACUCUACGUAACGGUGACGGGCGAGGAAUCGAUGAGGAUCGAGAGGCAAUCGGACGAAGCGACCCAGGAGGAGGCAAUGAAAGUUCUGAGGAAGAUGUUUGGGGAUAAAAUUCCUGAACCAGAGGCCAUACUUGUCACCAGAUGGUCGAGGAACAGGUUGGUGAAGGGGAGCUUUGCAAAUUGGCCGCCCCGUUACACCAAAAAGGAGUUCCAAUAUUUAAAGGACCCAGUUGGUCCAGUGUACUUUACAGGGGAGUACACCAAUGAAAAGUACAUGGGAUUUGCCACUGGAGCUUAUUUCUCAGGUAUAGAGACUGCAAACGAUUUGAUCAAUUGCAUCAAGAAAUAUGCGUGCAGAACUCACUCCAGAGGGACGAUUGCUUAAAAAUUAAAAUAAAUGUAUCUUCAUAUGUUGUUUGAGCGAUUGCUCGAAAAGUUUAGCCUAGAAAAUAACUGGUUGAUUAACUUGGGAAAAGUACACGAGAAGUUUAGCCAAGAAAAUAACUGGUUGACUAACUUGGGAAUGGUACACUAUUCUUUUUUCAGGGAUAAUACUACACCUCUGAAUAUUUGGUAGUUGCUAUGAAAGAAUUGUGAAACUCUAUCGGAAGUUGUACUGAAAAAAAAGUCAACGGUAAAAUUCUAUGUCAUAAUUAUGAUUCAACCAUUUCAAUUAGGACUGGCUAUUUGGUCAGGGUUAUUUGGUUUUACUCAAAACCAGACCGUAUAACCCGGAUCGACACCGGAUCGGGACCGGAUAGCAAACAAUCCAAUCCAAUCUUCGGUCCUAGAUUUGAGGUAAAAAACUGUUUGAGAUCGGACCGAAAAUCGAAUAAAGACCGGAUAAGAGA